This is a messenger RNA of Exophiala aquamarina CBS 119918, 939 nucleotides long. RefSeq lists its product as uncharacterized. The coding region runs from base 1 to 939 and encodes 312 amino acids. Lineage: Eukaryota; Fungi; Ascomycota; Eurotiomycetes; Chaetothyriales; Herpotrichiellaceae. The record is from RefSeq and is a predicted model, not a curated record. The transcript is spliced from 2 exons. Gene Ontology annotation, molecular function: oxidoreductase activity.
AUGUCACCAAGCGUUACAACAUCAACAUCGACACAUUCUCCCAAUGAUAUUCACACGACUCUAAAUUACUAUCUUGACCCAGAACUUGGCGGUCAUUCCUUCUUCGAGGCAGGAACUGUAGGCUACUACCGUCGGAAGUUCGACGAGCGUCCGGUCCAGAUCCGUGAUAUCAGAGAGAAUGCUGAUGAAUUUAACAUCAGCAAACAAGGGUUCGAACUUGCCAAGUAUCCCAGCGCUGAGAGAGCUUAUGUGGAUGACGAACAGGUGAAGCGCAUAGUCUACCCAGAGGUUGAGGAGCUGUUGAAAACGAUCACUGGUGCAACCCGAGUCCACGUCUUCUCGCACAUCACCCGGCGCGACUCACGCGACAAGCUCGACGUCACUUUACAGGCAGAGACUUCGAUUCGAAGUGAUGCCAAAGUGACCCAAGUCACCCCAGCACGCUAUAUCCACAUCGACCAAUCCACCGAGGGCGCAUUGGAAGUCCUGACCGACAACAUGUCACCCUCUGAGGUAGAGACUCUCGUUAAGACCCGCUGGUCCAUCAUCAACGUCUGGCGACCUAUCAACGGAACGGUCAUCAAAGAUCCGCUCGCGGUCUGCGACUCCCGCACCAUCCGCGAUGAAGAGCUCAUCCCCGUCACGGUGAACUUGCCAGCCAAGGACACUGGGAUGAAGUACUCUACAAUUACUGCCGGAAGGAGGUUUGAAUUGUUCUAUGCGAAGUACAAUCCAGAGCACAAGUGGUAUUAUGCGAGUGGGAUGACGCCAGAGGAGGUUUUGCUGAUUAAGUGCUUUGAUUCCGUCAAGGACGGGAAGACGGCGAGACGUGUGCCACACUCGGCAUUUGUAGAUCCAGCGACGAAGGACCUGGACUUUGUGAGAGAGAGCGUGGAGGUUAGGUGUUUGGUAUUCUAUGAGGAUCAGCCGAAUAAGUGA